This is a messenger RNA of Xenopus laevis (African clawed frog), 2467 nucleotides long. RefSeq names its product nuclear receptor subfamily 1 group I member 3 S homeolog (gene nr1i3.S). Lineage: Eukaryota; Metazoa; Chordata; Amphibia; Anura; Pipidae. The coding region runs from base 213 to 1529 and encodes 438 amino acids. The transcript is spliced from 9 exons. The record is from RefSeq and is a predicted model, not a curated record.
AGACAAGAUAGGCAGGUUUGACUUCAUUCCCAGAGCAUGCUGGGUAACUUUCCCUCUAGUUAUCAGUUAUUUGUGCCAUUCACGAGACGGGAAGGUAACAGCCCCUGUGCCCCCUCUACAUUUCACCCGCAUCCUCCACCAACCUGAUCACCCCAGGGCGUCCACCUACAUCCAGCUACGGAAGCCCAGGCAGACCACCCUUCCUCGGCAAGAUGAAUGUGGUGGAUUUAGACCUGCACAUCACCCAGCCGGACUGGACUCCCACCAUGUUCUCUUUGUAUGAAGACGACAGCAGCAGCAGCACGGGGUCAUCCAGCACCCCAACAUUAAGCUUAAAGGUCAGCGAGAGUGAGGACAACGACCCCGAUGGAGAGGAGAAGUUGUGCUCUGUGUGCGGGGACAAGGCCAAUGGCUACCACUUCCACGUCCUCACCUGUGAAGGCUGCAAAGGGUUUUUCAGGCGUUCGGUCAGCAAAGGGUUACACUUCACUUGCCCCUUCACCCGGACUUGCCCCGUUACCAAAGCCAAGCGGAGGCGCUGCCAGGCCUGCAGGCUACACAAAUGCUUCUCCGUGGGGAUGAGGAAAGACAUGAUAAUGAGUGAGCGAGCACUAGCCGAGCGCCGGGCCCUGAGGAGCAGGAAGAAACAUGAGAGACAGAGCAGGAGGGAGCCGGAGCCAGUCAUGGGGUCACUGACGGAGGAGCAGAUGAAGUUGGUCUCCCUCCUCACUGAGACGCACCUCAAACACUUCGACCCCACUCUCUCCAAGUUCAAGCAUUACCGGCCUCAGCCCAGGGUGCACAUGUUCGUAUACAACAAUUACACCAUCCCCAGCCCAACUGGGUUUCCUACAGACGGCCUCUUCUCUGAUCUGAGUCUUGCGGAAUCCAAUCACAAAGACUUGGCUGAUCCCCAGCUGAUCUUCAGCAGUUCUACGGACGGCGAUUUGCCCCAUUUUGCUGAUCUCAGCACGUACAUGAUCCAGCAGGUCAUCCAGUUUGCCAAGGAGAUUCCAGCUUUCCGGGCACUUCCUAUCGAGGAUCAGAUCUCACUUCUUAAAGGAUCGUCCAUGGAGGUCGCCCAUGUUCAGUUCAACCGGGUCUACAACACAGAGACCAAUCUCUUUGAGUGUGGAAAACAUAAAUUCAGCAUAAGGGAUGGUGUUAUAACCGGAUUCCAAGAGAUGUACCUGGAACCGAUGAUGAAAUUUCAACUCAUGUUGAAGAAACUGAAUCUUCAUGAGGCCGAAUAUGCCUUGAUAGAAGCCCUUUGCCUCUUUGCUCCUGACCGGCCAGGUGUGGUUGAACAUGAUAUUAUUGACGAGAUGCAGGAGAACUUGGCUUUAACGUUGAAAUGCUACAUGGAUCUCCACCACCCACCUCCAGAGGGCAGGUUCCUCUACCCUAAACUCCUCUCCUUGUUGACUGAACUUCGCACUUUAAAUGAGGAGUACACGCGUCAGAUCCUUCACAUUCAGGAUAUAUCUUCUGAAAACGUCACCCCUCUGAUGAAAGAGAUUUUAUUCUAAAAUUUGCAGCCUCCCAACCAAUAAACACGAUUGGGAGGUAACUUUAACAAUCAUGAGACUGUGUGUGUGUGGGGGGGAAAUAGUCUCUACAGACGUACAAGAUGUCUACAGACGCACAAGAAGUGGUGGAUCCCGUUAAAGCUGGAUAAUCAACAUUGAGGCUUUAUUUGAAGCACUGGUCCUACUCAAUCCCGUAUCCUCGUAAAGGACCUGUGAAUGGUGAUUCCAAGUGGACCUUUACUUUGCACUUACUAAGCCUUCCAUGGCCCUCCAUGGCUUGCCAUCUUCUUUUAUAUUCAUCACCACUACUACACAAUAUCAAUGAAGGAGCUCUCUUAUGGGAUCCAACAUGCUAAACCCCAGUGUCACUUUAAUGUGACUCAAUAGCAGCCAAUAACCUGUAAGGAAGCCUACUCAAAAGCUGAUGCUGUUUCUCCUUACCCAACAACCAGAGACUGUGCAACAUUGCCAGAAUAUAAACUAAUGUGUUCAUGUUGCCUUAAGUUUUCACCCUUAUGAAGUCCAGAUCAGCCUUAUUUGGUAAUGUCUGCACCAAUUAUGGUCACCCAACUAUUUUUGUAUGAUUUUUUUUACUGCAGUGCCACUUUAAUAGAAAAUACGUUCUUCAGGAUGUUUUCGAUGUAGAUAAAAACGGGGUGAUGGCCCACCAUGGUGGACUAUUAUCUUCAUAUAACAUUUUUAACCAAGAUCCCAAAAAUAAAAACCUUGGCUUGUCCACCUGGAAAUCAAACCUACUGAACUUCUGCAAUGGGGAGCUGCAGACUAGGUUACAUGAUCAAGGUGGAAUGCUUGAUGGUUCAUCUCGAAAGCAGAAGAACCCUGCUAAGACCAGCAUAGAGUAAGCCUUAAGUAGCAAGAAAAUACCUUUGCUGAGUCAGCCAUGAAAGUACUUAAUAAUAAAAAUGUUCUUGGAAUAA